This is a messenger RNA of Aspergillus alliaceus, 411 nucleotides long. RefSeq lists its product as uncharacterized. The transcript is spliced from 2 exons. NCBI's taxonomy places the organism in Eukaryota, Fungi, Ascomycota, Eurotiomycetes, Eurotiales, Aspergillaceae. The coding region runs from base 1 to 411 and encodes 136 amino acids. The record is from RefSeq and is a predicted model, not a curated record.
AUGAAGCUCAACCAGCUGGCUCUUCUUGGCCUCGUUGCUCUGGCAGCAUCGGUUCCUCUUGCUACAGAGGAUAGCCGUGGUGAGAUUAUCAAAGGAUCCUCUUUACUGGGCAGAAAUGGGCCACGAGAUCUGUCUACUAGAGUCAUGGUUCCCAAGCUUAACGCUCGGGAUAUCAACCUGAUUACGCGCGAUGAAGCCGCUCUAGAUGGUGGUAAGGAUAGUAAAGGUGGUAAAGGAGAUCAACGUGGCAAGAAGGGCAAAGAGGGUGAGGAGAGUGAAGGAGGCGAAGAAGAGGAAGAGGAAGAAGACGAGGAGGAAGACGAGGAGGAAGACGAGGAAGAAGGUGAGGAGGGAAAGGAAGGAGGGGAGGGCCUUGGGCAAGGCGGCCAGCACGGGCAUGAAGGCCAUUGA